UUAUUUAUAUUCGAUUGCGAGAUACCCUCACAAUAACAAAAAUAUGGCGUCGGAGUGUGACGGAGGUGGCACUAGAGAAGAAUCACCAGCAAAACGUCGUAGGGUUAACGUUAGAGCUUCAGAAUCGGACUCAAUUUUUACUGAUUUUCCAGAAGACUUUAUCAAACAACUAUCACAUAUAUGUGGGCAUUACUUAUGUUGGCCAGGCACCCAAAGAAAUCCUGUUCUUACUUCACUUCAAUUUAUAAACAGUAAUGCUGCCGACGAGAAUGAGGGAAUCACAUUCUCUAAAGCAUACUGCUCUGUAAAACCUACAAACACAAGAAAACAGGUUUUCGGAAGUAUAUUCGUGAAGGGCAUUGACAUGUUAUUAGCCUAUUUUACAGAUCGGAGGGUUCCAGAAAAUACGCAAGAACGUCACGUACUUGGGAAGUUGCUGGGUUAUCUACUUGAUACAGCAACACAAAAACAAAAUCCAUUGCGAAAACUAGGAACUUUUUGUGAGACUGAGCAAAUAGUAAUACUUGCGAAUCAUCUAUUUGGAAAGCUAGCUACUUCAUCAAAAUAUGUCAUUGACAAGAAUUUUGCUAUAAAAAAACAUGGAUGCCCAUGUGGAACUGGAUGCAAUAUUACAGGAUAUUAUGGAGCUACAAGUAUAGGAAAUGAAGAUGUCUGGCAUGGUAAUCUUGAUAUUAUCCUGAACCAGGAAUUGGGCAUCAGUCACAGUGAAAAAGAAUCAAGUUCCUGUAGAGCAGAAUUGUCAAUGGCCACAUCAAAGAAAUCUUCCCACCUUUCCAGAAAUGAUCAAAUUAUUGCCGAAACAGUAGUGUUCUCAUUUCUACAGCAACAGUGUCACCCUGAGAGUGCUCAUUUCUUGUGCCCCUGUAUUGGUGUGGCUAACACAGCCCUAGUAUUCUACUUCCAUGAUUCUGAGCACGAUAUCCUCCUGGAAAGCUCCCGAAUACCACUGCUUGAUUCAGAAUUGGAAAUCAACUUAUUGGCAAUAAUAUCAUCUUGGUUAGUGGUUAACUAUAAGUAUUUAAGCAGUGGUUUGCCGGAGUCUCUGAAAGGAUCAGAAAAUGCAGGAUUUUUCUGUCAAGCCAAAGAAAAAAUUGAGACAUAUAGAAGUAAUUUGAAGUUUGGCAAUAUUGACUGUUCUCCACAUGUUCCUGAAAUAAGUCAUCUAGGUACAGACACAGACUUCUUGAGUGAUGCAAGGUCAAAGUUUUUUCAGAUUGCUUUUGAAACCAACUAAUAAAGGCUGACAUAAGUCUGGGGAUGUGAGGCUGACAUAAGUCUGGGGAUGUGAGGCUGACAAAAGUCUGGGGAUGUGAGGCUGACAUAAGUCUGGGGAUGUGAGGCUGACAUAAGUCUGGGGAUGUGAGGCGGACAUAAGUCUGGGGAUGUGAGGCGGACAUAUGUCUGGGGAUGUGAGCCGACAUAAGUGGGGAUGUGAGGCCGACAUAAUUCUGGGGAUGUGAGGCUGACAUAAGUCUGGGGAUGUGAGGCGGACAUAAGUCUGGGGAUGUGAGGCUGACAUAAGUCUGGGGAUGUGAGGCUGACAUAAGUCUGGGGAUGUGAGACUGACAUAAGUCUGGGGAUGUGAGGCUGACAUAAGUCUGGGGAUGUGAGACUGACUGUGUCUGGGGAUGUGAGGCUGACAUAAGUCUGGGUAUGUGAGGCUGACAUAAGUCUGGGGAUGUGAGGCUGACAUAAGUCUGGGGAUGUGAGGCUGACGUAAGUCUGGGGAUGUGAGGCGGACAUAAGUCUGGGGAUGUGAGGCUGACAUAAGUCUGGGAUGUGAGGCUGACAUAAGUCUGGGAUGUGAGACUGACAUAAGUCCUUUGGGGUCACUCAGGGCUUGCAUAUAUUUGACAUGAAUGCAUACAUGAGAUUGCCAGUGGACUAGUGUCCAAGUUUUUUCAGAUUUGAUAAACUUCAUUUCUACAAAAUAACAAUAUAUAGCUGUUUCAUUUGAACAUUCAGUUAUGUUAAAAUAUUCCUUCUUUUAAUGCACAUUUUUGUUCAUUGUGCAAUUUCUCGUUAUAAAUAAAGAGAUCACCAGAUUGAA
This is a messenger RNA of Pecten maximus, 2071 nucleotides long. RefSeq lists its product as uncharacterized. The record is from RefSeq and is a predicted model, not a curated record. NCBI's taxonomy places the organism in Eukaryota, Metazoa, Mollusca, Bivalvia, Pectinida, Pectinidae. The transcript is spliced from 3 exons. Bases 44 to 1255 code for a protein of 403 amino acids.